CAGACGAUUUCAUUGUGCUUAUAUACCGAAUAAAAAUGAAGUUGGGUUGGAUCGUUUGUAUCAGUUUUUUUAUAGCAUGUGUAAAGGGAGAAAUUUCAUAUGUUUCCCAAAAUUCACUUCAACCAGUUACCGUUUUUGAUCCAAUCAGAAAUAUAGUAGAAGAUGCUGUUAAAUAUACAAAAGAACUCCUCGAAUAUAUUUCAUCAAAAGAAAAAGAAAUUUUGAGGAAAGCUAAAACUGUUGCCGAUUCCAAAUUCAAGGAGAGUUUAAAAAAAAUUUUUGACUUAAUAAGAAAAAUUAAAGAUCUCUCAAAAAUUGGUAUUGUAGCGGAUGUUUGCGUUCAACGCUAUUCCAAGCAGAUUGAAGAGAUUAGAGAUCAAAUUAACUCUGAAAUAGAGAAAUGUUCAGAUCUGUUUAAGGAGGGGAUGAUACCAGUUGAAAGAGAAAUUUGGCAAACUUAUAUGUUAUUAUACAAAAUUAUUCGAGAAAUGUAUGAUGUGGUAGAAACAUGCAUAUUUGAAAAUGGAAACAACAAAAUCAAGCAAACAAUGUGUGUAAUAAAAAAAAUUAACUUUUUCAAAGAUCAGGUAAAUGAGGCCUGUAAAUUGGUAUUAUCAAGUCUUGAACGGCUGGAAGAAAUAUUAUCUAAAGUUUUACAAGAUUAUGCGCAAUGCAUAGCAAAUGUUGAAAUGAAUAGUUUACGAAAUUUAAGAGACAUUAUGUACAAUAUAAAGAAUUGUAUUAAAGAAAAUGUAAAUUGAAUUUUUUAAGUUUACAUUAAAACUAAUUGGUAUAUACGAGUAGUAUAGUAAAUUUGUAAAAAUUUUAAAUUUGAGGUUUCAAAAUUUUGUGGUAAAAUCCGAAAAUUUGCUGAUAACAAAACAUCAAUGGAUAGAUCGACUUACAAAAAAAUAGCUUAUUUUUUAAAUAACUUUUUUUUUUAGACAUAAAUAUUGUCACAGUUGGAUACUCUUCCGAGUCUUAUUCCUGAAGAAAACUCAAUUCAAAAAUGUAAAAUGAAAAGAAUGAUGUG
This is a messenger RNA of Condylostylus longicornis, 1033 nucleotides long. RefSeq lists its product as uncharacterized. The transcript is spliced from 2 exons. NCBI's taxonomy places the organism in Eukaryota, Metazoa, Arthropoda, Insecta, Diptera, Dolichopodidae. The record is from RefSeq and is a predicted model, not a curated record. The coding region runs from base 36 to 761 and encodes 241 amino acids.